Priapulus caudatus is the source of this 608-nucleotide messenger RNA. RefSeq names its product 60S ribosomal protein L17-like. Gene Ontology annotation, cellular component: cytosolic large ribosomal subunit; ribosome. The transcript is spliced from 3 exons. The coding region runs from base 40 to 531 and encodes 163 amino acids. Gene Ontology annotation, biological process: cytoplasmic translation. Gene Ontology annotation, molecular function: structural constituent of ribosome. The record is from RefSeq and is a predicted model, not a curated record. Lineage: Eukaryota; Metazoa; Priapulida; Priapulimorpha; Priapulimorphida; Priapulidae.
CUUGACUGUGUCAACUUCCAGGACGUAAGAAACAUCAUCAUGACUCGAUACUCGGUGGAUCCACAGAACUCGGCAAAGUCAUGCAAGGCUCGAGGCUCACACCUCCGUGUUCACUUCAAGAACACGCAUGAAACAGCUAUGGCGAUCAAGCGUAUGAAUCUGCAGAGAGCACAGAGAUAUCUGAAGGCUGUCAUAGAAAAGAAGGAGAUCAUACCAUUUAGGCGUUUUAAUGGAGGUGUAGGAAGGAAGGCACAGGCGAAACAGUUCGGCACAACUCAAGGUCGUUGGCCAAAGAAGAGUUCAGAGUUCCUGUUGCAAUUGCUAAAGAAUGCAGAGAGCAAUGCAGAGCAGAAGGGCCUCGACGUAGAUCACCUUUUCAUCGAGCACAUUCAGGUUAACCGAGCUCCACAGAUGAGGCGUCGUACGUACAGAGCCCACGGUCGCAUCAACCCGUACAUGAGCAGUCCGUGCCACAUCGAGGUCAUUCUCGCCGAGAAGGAGCAGAAUGUUGCGCCGGCAAAGUCUACAUAAUUGUCACGCUUGUAUACAUGUGUAUGUCGCAGUGGGUUGGUAAAAUAAAUUGAUGAAAAAAAGAAUGCGUCAGAGUU